CUUCCCCACGCCAGCGCCCCGUAGCCUGGAGGACCGUCGGGAAAGAAAGCCGGCCGGAUACGAACCCCCGGCUGCUUCCGGGCCUAGAUUCUGAGCCAGCGCCCUCGCUGGGCCGGAGGGGAAGUGACGCUGCUGCCGGAAUAUGGCGGCGACGGCGGCAAUCGCUUCGUCGACCACGGCCUCUGCCACGGCGACGGUCACUGCAGCGGCUCUCGGGGAGGUGGAGGAUGAAGGGCUCCUGGCAUCGCUGUUCCGAGACCGCUUCCCCGAGGCCCAGUGGCGGGAGCGGCCCGACGUGGGCCGCUACCUCCGGGAGUUGAGCGGCUCCGGGCUGGAGAGGCUGAGGCGCGAGCCCGAGCGCUUGGCGGAAGAGCGAGCGCAGCUGCUGCAGCAGACGCGCGACUUGGCCUUUGCCAACUACAAGACCUUCAUCCGAGGCGCCGAGUGCACCGAGCGCAUCCACCGCCUCUUUGGCGACGUGGAGGCGUCGCUGGGCCGCCUGCUCGACCGCUUGCCCAGCUUCCAGCAGAGCUGCAGAAACUUUGUCAAAGAGGCUGAGGAGAUCAGCUCCAACCGCCGGAUGAACACCCUGACUCUAAACCGGCACACAGAAAUCCUGGAAAUCCUGGAGAUUCCUCAGCUAAUGGACACCUGUGUCCGGAACAGCUAUUAUGAAGAGGCCCUGGAGCUUGCAGCCUACGUACACCGACUGGAAAGGAAAUACUCCUCCAUCCCUGUCAUCCAGGGCAUUGUGAACGAAGUGCGCCAGUCCAUGCAGCUGAUGCUGAGCCAGCUGAUCCAGCAGCUAAGAACCAACAUCCAGCUCCCUGCCUGCCUCCGUGUCAUUGGCUUCCUGCGGUGCAUGGAUGUCUUCACUGAGGCUGAGUUGAGGGUGAAGUUUCUUCAGGCCCGAGAUGCUUGGCUCCGUUCCAUCCUGACUGCCAUCCCCAAUGAUGAUCCCUAUUUCCACAUCACAAAAACCAUUGAGGCCUGCCGUGUCCAUCUGUUCGAUAUCAUCACCCAGUACCGUGCCAUAUUCUCCGAUGAGGACCCUUUGUUGCCCCCUGCCACGGGUGAGCACACUAUGAAUGAGAGUGCCAUCUUCUACGGCUGGGUGCUACAGAGAGUCUCACAGUUCCUGCAGGUGCUGGAGACCGACCUUCACCGGGGGAUUGGUGGUCGUCUAGACUCUUUGCUGGGUCAGUGCAUGUACUUUGGGCUGUCCUUCAGCCGGGUGGGGGUUGAUUUCCGGGGCCAGUUGGCUCCUGUUUUCCAGCGGGUGGCCAUCAGCACUUUCCAGAAAGCAAUUCAGGAAGCAGUGGAGAAGUUCCAGGAUGAAAUGAAUUCCUACACCCUCAUCUCAGCUCCAGCCAUCCUGGGCAGCAGUAAUCUGCCUGCUGCUGUGCCAGUCACUCAGCCAGGGACCCUGCAGCCACCCAUGGUGCUCUUAGAUUUCCCACCCCUCGCCUGCUUCCUCAACAAUAUUCUGGUUGCCUUCAAUGAUCUGCGCCUCUGCUGUCCUGUGGCCCUGGCACAGGGUGUGACUAGGGCCCUGGAGGACGCCCUUGCCAAGGUAACCAAAACAAUCCUGGCCUUCCAUCGCGCAGAAGAGGCUGCUUUCAGCAGUGGGGAGCAAGAGCUCUUUGUCCAGUUCUGCACUGUCUUCCUGGAAGACCUUGUUCCUUAUUUAAAUCGCUGUCUCCAAGUCCUUUUUCCACCAGCUCAGAUAGCACAGACCUUAGGCAUUCCACCCACUCAGCUCUCCAAGUAUGGAAACCUUGGGCAUGUGAACAUCGGCCUCGUCCAGGAGCCUCUUGCCUUCCUCCUGCCGAAGAGAGAGCUGGUCCUCUGUCUAGAUGAAAAGGAGCUGGUGCCGGAGCUCGCGGCUCCAGCACCCGCCGCCGAGGAGUCAGGCUUGGAGUCCGUCGCUGCAGCUCGCCCUGAGGAUGCGCAGGAGCAGGCGGACUCAGCCGAGGCGCCGCAAGCUGAGGCGCCCGGUGCGGAUCCCUAUCUGCGGGCCGCGCUGGCGCUCCCGGAAGGCGCGCGGGAACUCUGCUUCCCGGCGUCCCCCGCGACGGGAGGGCUCGCCUACCGGGGCCGGGGAGGGUGGCUGCGGUCGGGCGGCUGUGCUCGGCGCACCGGGGGCCGGAUGGGAGCCGGGCUGCUACUGGGGACGCUGCUGGCGCGGACGCGUCACUGCUUGGGGCCGGCCCCACCGUGGGGAGGGGGAGCGGCGGCCGGCGGCGCCCGGGCCUGCAGUUCUGCGCCCGCCCGGGACGGCCUCGAGGGCCCGGCGCGCCGGCGGUCCUACUGGCGCUACGUGCGGCGUCUGGUGCGGGGCGCGCCCGAGCCGCCGUACCCGCGCGUGUGCCAGGUCGGGGACCCGGCGCUGCGGGCCGUGGCGGCUCCGGUGGACCCGGCGCAGCUGGCGGGGCCCGAACUGCAGAAGCUGGUGCAGAGGUUGGUGCAGGUGAUGCGAAGCCGACGCUGCGUGGGCCUGAGCGCUCCGCAGCUCGGGGUGCCGCUGCAGGUGCUGGCUUUAGAGUUCCCCGAGGCGCUCUUCCGCGCCUGCGCGCCGCCCCUGCGCGAGGCCCGCCAGAUGGAGCCCUUCCCCCUGCGCGUGUUCGUGAACCCCCGCCUGCGGGUGCUAGACAGCCGCCUGGUCACCUUCCCUGAGGGCUGCGAGAGCGUCGCGGGCUUCCUGGCCUGCGUGCCCCGCUUCCAGGCCGUGCAGAUCACAGGGCUGGACCCCAAAGGGGAGCAGGUGGUGUGGCAGGCGAGUGGAUGGGCAGCACGUAUCAUCCAGCAUGAGAUGGACCACUUGCAGGGCUGCCUGUUCAUUGACAAAAUGGACAGCAAGACGUUUACAAACAUCUACUGGAUGGAGGUGAAUGAUUAAAAUUUUCCUGCUGCAUCUGAGGAUUCUGGAAAUGAAAACACAAACACUUGGGAUUUGAGCUGGGUAUGGCUUGCCCAUUUCCAACUUGAUAUUGGGCUGGCUCUGACAGAAAACAGUGAAUUGCCAAACCAGGUUGGAGGAAUAUAUCAAAAAUGUUUGCCCUGAAAUCAUCCAUGGACAAAAUAUUGCCUUCAACAUGAAAAGAAAAUGAACUCCCCCAAAGAGUAGACAUUUCCUGAUGAUUUUGUAUGGUAAAAAGUGGGGCAGAUAACCACUCCUAGUAGACAUGAUUUCAAAGACCUGUAUGAUCUAUCCCAAAGCCAAGAUUUGAUAAUGACAUAGUCCCAAAAUAUCUGAAAGCUGUUUAAAAAUGCAGGUUAAGACUACGGUUGACCAUCUUCACUGAGUUCUUAUUUUUACAAAGGGCUUGUGUGUCUUACCUGCAGAGUCCUUUGCCUUGGACAACAGUUUGCUUGUGUAAGUAAAACAGAACAGAAUGGCCACAGUUCAUGAAGUGUUUAAUGAGAGUAUUAACAUAAAUGGGUACCCGCACAUUUUACCAGGUUCACAAGUUUUGGUCUCCACCUUCUGCCUUUAACAGAUUUGGGGAUGAUUUUCCUGCAAAGAUUUCUCGGGCAGCUGCUAUUUGGCUCAUUCUUUUUGGUGGAGCUCAUGGAUCAGGGCUAGGGGAGGGCUGAUAGUUGACGAAGCAAUGAACCUCUUCCUGUCACAAUUAGAAAAGAAAGAGAAAGCAAAACUUGUGCUUCCUGGUCACCACACUUAUUUUGGAAAAAUAAAUUAGCAUCACCCUGGCCAAUGAUUAGCCUUAAGACACUGUCAGAGCUAUUUGCAAGAGGUGAAGGAACUUGUUUCUCUAGAUACUGGUCUUGCCUCAUUUCUAUGUUGAGUUUUGCAACAUGGGUACUCUUACCAGAGUCCUCAAAAUCCUAGGACCCGUGUAGUAAGUCCAGUAAGUUGCUUAGAAAAAACUUGUUUUAAACAGUAGUUAACUAAACGAACCCGGUAUGGCUUUCUCUAAACAGGCCACCCUCUGGGGGCCUAAGAGGUCAAGCAAAAGGGAACUGGCUCUCUCUGCAUUAAACUUUGGAAGGGAGUAAGAGCCGGCACUGCUCCAAGGUGAGGUUAGAUACUCCGCCACUGGGAAAGUCUGUAGAAAACUCUCAUUUAUACUAAAAACAUGGAUCCUUAUGAAAAUGAGGAUUCAGUGACCCUCCUUUCCCUUGGACAAUGUUCAGAAGCUCCUGCAGGGUGGCUUCAGGAUACUCAGAAGCUUCCUUACAGUGCUCUGAAGUUAACAGUCCUUACCGAUGCCUUUGUAAUGUAGAUCAGUAACAUUUGCCUGCAGCUUCCUGACCUGGGGACCCAAGAGUACGUGGUUGCUCAGAGUGGACCUUGGAGAAAGCCUGAAACUAUUACUGACAACAUGAGGUUUACUACUGUAACCAAAUCCACCAAGGAGGAUUUGUGCAACUAGCUACUACAGCCCAAAGCAGCAAAUCUGCAUUUCUAAUAAAAUCUCACCCACCUCAGGGAGAUGUAUCAGCCACAAUAACCACACAUACAAAUCAGCAUCUUGAGCUAAGGAAAGUUUUAGAAGUCAACUACCGAAGUCAAAGCCAAGGUAAACAGAAGGUUUAGGCCAGAAUUCCCAAGUAGGGAAGAGUGAAUUUCAGAGUUAGCAUUUAGGGGAGGAAAUACAUGGCUCUCCUCUGCACCUGUGAGCCAUGUAUAACAUGGAUGGUGAGGCAUGCCAUCAGUCUGAGGUGACUUCGGCCUCACAUGUGAGUAGGACAUCCAUCACCCUGCAUCCUGUCACCAGUGGUGGAGAGAAGAAUGGAGAGGCGUAGCAUCUGUGAUAGCCGUGACCAGAGCUAUGAAGAUGAACCACAGCAGCCCCAGUUUCUGUUAACCCCUGUGACUUGCCAAGGCGUCUGAGCAGUAGAAAGGAAGAUUUUAAAAAUAAAGCAAGGACCUUCUGAGUCAAGUAAAGGUGACUGGAGGUAGAGUAAGAAAACACAAGUAGCUAAAAUGAAGGAGUACGAGUCGGGCAGUGUCCUGUGCUGGCUUCUAGUCCAGCAUUCACCAACAUUAACUGGUGGCUCAGGGCACCUAACUAAAGCGAGAGCCACGGGAACUCCUGAGUGACAAAGAUGCCAGCCACGGAUGCUGCCAAGGCGUCACCUGGUCAGGCCUGCUGAGGCACCUGGUAUUGAGGCAGGGCUAACAUACCCACACUGGAGAGGAGCAUUUGGGCCCAAGCCUUCAAGGAACCAACAAAAGUUGACUCAAUUCAGCCAUUCCUAACCAAAUCAAAGACCACCAUGGUGCAAGGCUACUGUGAUCUAAGAGUUGGCCACAUCAUCAGUUCUGGACAAUCUGGGUUUUAGUAAGACCUGGAGCCAUAAUCACAGCUUUUGGAGGGGAAGGGAAAGUAGACCAGCCAGAUGGCAGGCCUUUUGUGUAUUCCUAUGCACACUAUCAAGCAGCACGGCCUCCUACUCAGCAUUUUUAGGGCUGCCAGGUCUAGAGCCUUGGGGGGCGGAGCGGGAGGGUGUCUCAAGAUCAGGAGUCACAGAUUCAAAUGGCCACAGGAGCUCGGCAGGCAACCUGGAGGACUGAAGCAGUGCGUGUGGAGGUGGUGAGCUGGAGAGAGUGUUCUGCUUCUGAGCAUGGCAGCCCCUCCUUGGCUGUGGCUGACAGGCUGCCUCAUGGGGACGCAGGCCCAGCACUGCCUCAUCUCCCAGAAGCCAGAAAUCUGCAUUUUCACAUCAACUCUUGAUUUUUCAAUGUUGGCAGCAGACCAAACCAAACACAGCUGCAGGCCAUGUUUGGGCCACAGGCCUCCCAGUCCGCAGGAAGAACUGUCCAGGUGCCACAUGGGCAAGGCCCCGGGGGUGGGGGUGGGGUGUCUGGCCAGCCUGACCAGAGAACAGGCGUGGGGACUGCGGCAGGUUGGCAAUGCCCUCCUCCGAUGGAGAGAAGAGUGUGGAGAGAAAACCAGGGGGUCUUUCUAAUGGAAGCAAGCAUGGCCUUCAAGGAGCCCAGAUAAGAAUCAAAGAUGAGAUCACUCAGGUGGCUCAAGAGGGAAAAGGAUUUAUUAGCCCAUUUCCAGGGCAGGGAGCCAGGGGCAGUGGCAGGGUUCAGUGUUCCCACAUUGAGAGGGAAGAAAACGCAGCAGUAAAACCCACCUGACUACCUUCACUCCUUCUGAGCUAGAGCUUUGUGCUCAAAAACCACCCUCUCCUCCUGCAGGGGGGACAUAUGGCCCGAGAUGCUGACCUAGGAGGGUGGGAAUGGCUUGGUUAUACUCUUGGCCUUCACGGGCAGGGCUUGGGCUGGCACCCCAGGGCAUCAGCCACUGUGUUCACAAGUAGUAAAAUUCGGGUUAGAAGGGACAGGCGGAGGGAGCUGCAGGCCAUCCUGAAGGUCUGCAGCAACCCCACAGUACGGGCUGCUCCCACUCCUUGACGCUUCUGGGAGAUCUGAACUUUAUUUAUAAACAAGACAAAAAUCCAAGCAGCAUUAAUUUAGGGGAACAAAGAAAGGUUUAAAAAA
Zalophus californianus (California sea lion) is the source of this 6475-nucleotide messenger RNA. It is a transcript of the gene COG8, whose product is annotated as component of oligomeric golgi complex 8. The record is from RefSeq and is a predicted model, not a curated record. Lineage: Eukaryota; Metazoa; Chordata; Mammalia; Carnivora; Otariidae. The coding region runs from base 143 to 2899 and encodes 918 amino acids. Gene Ontology annotation, biological process: intra-Golgi vesicle-mediated transport. The transcript has 7 exons. Gene Ontology annotation, cellular component: COG complex. Gene Ontology annotation, molecular function: peptide deformylase activity.